GUCAGGCCUGGUGUCUGCCCCAGGGCCCGGCGGCUAGGAGGUCUGUGCUCCUUCCCUGCUGUGCCUCAGGCAGCCACCCCCUUGCCUGAGGGAGGUUUCACUGGAGUGAGGAGGUGACGGCUGGCCUGAGGAUCCUUGCUUUCAGCCUUGCUGGCCUCUGUCCUGAGGUGCGAGUGGGGCUCGUCAUCAAAGGGAAAGCGGUCGGAGACACUCUCUGCGCCCAGGGAAACAAUCCAGGUCACAUAAAGUCACAUUUUAUCACAGGACGCAAAGCAGUGGCUCAUUACCGAGUUUCUUGAUAAGUUCUGUCCUUCAGCUUCUUCUCAAGUAUGCAGUGACCGCUGGUGGCUUUCUACGUUAGAGACCAGGAGAGAAUGCUCCAAUGGAGAGGUUUCAGAAAUUCAUUUUACUUCCUCUCAUCUUAACUUCUUCACUACCAGGUCUUAGCUUUGGUUACUCUAUUAUAAAUGGCCCUACUAAUGCAACAGUCCUUGCUGGUUCAGAAGCCCGAUUUAAUUGCACUGUGUCUGCAGGAUGGGUAAUUCUCAUUUGGCUAUCCAAUGGAAAUCCUGUCCUUACUGUCAUCAAUUCUCAAGGAGCUAUUGAAACAUCAGACCGCUUCACCUCUCAAAAUUACACCAGUGACAGUGAGUUUACCUCGGAGCUCAUCAUCCAAAACACUCAGCUGAGUGACUCUGGAAAAAUCGAAUGCAGCAUCCAGCAAACUAGUGAGAGCAGCUUUGCAUUUCUUUCUGUUCAAGUUAAUGGAUCUUUAUUCAUCAAAAAUAGCACCUUAACAGUAAAAGAGAACAGAACAGUUGAAAUUAUUUGUGAAGCCUUAGGAUGGGCUCCAGCUCCAAACAUUACCUGGAUGACAAAUGACUCUUUCAUUGAUAAGGGGAGCUAUGUUACCCAGCAAAGUCAAGGAUCUAAUGGCCUCCACAAUGCCCUGAGCAUUCUAACUUUGACUCUGAUGGACACUGAGAUUUUGACUUGUUUAGCUGACAUAGAAGCACUCCGUAACCCUCAAAAUGCAACUGUAACUCUUAUUCCUGCCAACUCUCCCUUAGAAAAUGAUUACAGUGAGGACAACAGAAGCACAUGGAUUAUUGUACUGGCAGUUGUGCUUUCACUCGUUGGUAUUAUUCUUCUGAUUAUUAUCAUUGCAGUUAUCGUACGCUGCUGCUGUCAGAAGGGGAAAGGAUCUACAUACCAAAACGAAAUAAGAAAAAUUUCAGCUGAGAAGAAAAAAGAUGGCGAUUUGGCAAACAGGAAAAGGUAUGGUAGCGAAAAUCAGGGAUACAUUCCAGAGGAACUGUGGAACACAGAACAAAUCCCAAGAAUUGCCCCUCUUCCCCCAAUGUCUGAUGCAGAUUUACGUACCAGUUCUGUACCGAAGGUGCAACCUCAAAGACAUAGCAAUUAUCGGAUCAUCCCAAAGAAAAUUAGAAACGUGACACUUGUUUAGGAUGUACUUCUUCGGGAAAUUUCUCUAUCAGUUGCAUUUUACACAUUUGGAUGGCUUCCUGCAACAGAGAAAGGUUAACCUCAGUUCUCUCGGUUUAAACUAUAACUUAUUUUUCUUUUUGUUUUUCCCUCAAUGUAAUGAAAUAAAACUGUGACCUUUACAAUGUAGUGUAUGUCAGAAUCUCAGCAAAAUAGUGGACAUAAGUGACAGCCUUAACUUCAGAAGCAAUUAAUUUGAUGGGACUCUACAAGAACAAGAAUCUAUUCUUUGGGUCUCAAGGAAAUCAGCAAAACUCCCAUCAGAGGGAAAUAUUAAGUUAUCCACAGCAAGAUCAAGGACUGGAACCACAAGAGAUUUAUCAGUUCAGAAGAACUGUUUGAUAAUAAUAAUGGUUAAUAUGAUGUGUACUGCUUUUUUAAUACCAUGUAUGUACAAAUGAUCACCUCAAGCUUAUAGAUCAACAUUUUUUCCCGUUUCCAUUCUGUAAUAAAAUCAAGGGAAGUUUUCAUGAGGGCUGUUUCAAAAUUU
This is a messenger RNA of Colius striatus (speckled mousebird), 1996 nucleotides long. RefSeq names its product immunoglobulin superfamily member 5 (gene IGSF5). The record is from RefSeq and is a predicted model, not a curated record. Gene Ontology annotation, biological process: cell-cell adhesion. The transcript has 9 exons. NCBI's taxonomy places the organism in Eukaryota, Metazoa, Chordata, Aves, Coliiformes, Coliidae. The coding region runs from base 383 to 1468 and encodes 361 amino acids.